Messenger RNA from Schistocerca cancellata (South American locust), 456 nucleotides. Its product is annotated as protein wingless-like. Lineage: Eukaryota; Metazoa; Arthropoda; Insecta; Orthoptera; Acrididae. Gene Ontology annotation, biological process: neuron differentiation; canonical Wnt signaling pathway; multicellular organism development. The record is from RefSeq and is a predicted model, not a curated record. Bases 1 to 456 code for a protein of 151 amino acids. Gene Ontology annotation, molecular function: cytokine activity; frizzled binding. The transcript has 3 exons. Gene Ontology annotation, cellular component: extracellular region.
AUGUCAGGAAAGGGGGAGGGAGGGGAAGGGGUGGUGGCGGAGCAGCUGGAGGAGACGUGCCGCUGCCACGGCGUGUCGGGGUCCUGCGCGGCCAAGACGUGCUGGCGGCGGCUGGCGCCCUUCCCGCGCACCGCGGACGCGCUCCGGCGCCGCUACCUGUCGGCCCGGCUGCUGCUCGUCCCCAACUCGCACCGCGACCUGCGACGCGCCCACAGGACACUCGGCUGGUCUGGCAGGCAGCUGCAGCUGUUGUACCUGGAUGAGACACCGCCAUUGUGCAGCUGGACGCAUGGGCGCCGCUGCUCGGAUGCCGACAACUGUGCCAUGCUGUGCUGUGGCCGUGGCUUCCACACCGUACGCAGGCCCCUAGCACACAAGUGCCGAUGCCAUUGGCUGCACGAGCGGCUGUUGUGUGACUGGUGCCGCCACAGCCGCACCUACUACUUCUGCGAGUAA